AUGGCGACUAGAAAGAGCAGCAGGAGAACGAAACCUCCGAUAAAACUAAAAGAUUUCGUCGCGGAUGAUUUUGUAGCAGAAUCCACAACAUCUCAACAGAUGAGCGUAGCAGUCAAAUGCGAACUGAGUAAGGUUGAGUCUUUGAUAAAAGACCUUACUACAACAAGUUUUAAGGAAAAACAACCCACUGUAAACGACAGAGCGACCAAAGAUUUUCGAAACCGCGAUUUACAGCUUGAACUGGACCUUAUUACUCGCACCAAACUCGGGCUGUUGCAGCUACAGCGAGAGUCCACGCAACUAAGUGCUUCGAAGAUGGUCUCGGCGACCACUACAACAACACCUGAUGAUAAUUUGGUCGCAAAAACAACCUUGAAAAGUCUCCAGCAAGACCUAGUUGUCCAAUCCGAGCGCAAAUCUCUCAUGGAUUCCUUAGGAGACCCCAUCUUACUGGGUUUAACCGAAGAGGAACAAGACCCAGCGCAACCGCUGUUAAAGCCCUUUGCUUUAACACUUAGCACUACACGGGGUUAA
Messenger RNA from Porites evermanni, 534 nucleotides. Lineage: Eukaryota; Metazoa; Cnidaria; Anthozoa; Scleractinia; Poritidae. The record is from the annotation of a GenBank genome assembly.